Molecule: messenger RNA, 2063 nt
Organism: Sturnus vulgaris (Common starling)
Lineage: Eukaryota; Metazoa; Chordata; Aves; Passeriformes; Sturnidae
Source: RefSeq, a predicted model, not a curated record
CUCAGAUCUUGAGCCUUUUUGCCUUUCAUCUCCUCAGCUCCCUUUGAAGUUCAGCAGGACUGCAAGGCAUCCAAAGGAAGGAUUCUCAGACAAAAUUUUACUCAUAUCAGCAGAAUCACAAGGAUUUGUGCAAGUAUUUGUGUGUGCAAAGGAUUUCAGCAUUAGACCUUUCAUACCUCAGCAGCACAGAGCACAGGACUGUCUUAUUUGUGAGGCUGGAAAUCUAUACAUCUAUCUCAAACCAUGUGUGCAACAAGAUUACAAGUAACAGUCUUGGAAUUACUUCCUGGGAAUUUUAGAGCCAAAAGUGAACUCUGUAAUUAUCUCACCCCAUUGCAGGACAAGACUUCCCCAGGAGUUGCUGAAGUGACUUUUGUGGAAAAGGAGCCAGCUGAACGCCACACAAUCGUCUCUUGGGAGCAAAAAAACUCCUGUGUAUUACCUGAGGACUUAAAGAACUUCUAUCUGAUGACUGAUGGCUUCCAGAUGACCUGGAGUGUGAAGACUGAUGAUACCCCAAUGCCCCUGGGCUCCAUGGUGAUUAACAGUGUCUCAAAGCUGUGUCGGCUUGGGGGUUCCUCUGUGUACACUCUGCCUAGUGCUCCAACUCUUGCUGACCUGGAAGAUGACACAGAUGAGGAAGGUAAUGGAGACAAACCAGAGAAGCCACACUUUGAUUCUCGUAGUCUUAUCUUUGAAUUAGACCCAUGCAAUGGGAAUGGGAAAGUCUGUCUUGUUUAUAAGCAUGCUGAACCAGUGGUCUCCCCAGACACAGAGAUCUGGUUCCUGGACAGAGCUCUGUAUUGGCAUUUCCUCACCAAAACCUUCACAGCCUACUACCGCCUGCUCAUCACCCACCUGGGUCUCCCACAGUGGCAGUAUGCCUUCACCAGCUAUGGGGUCAGCCCCCAGGCCAAGCAAUGGUUUAACAUGUAUAAACCCAUAACCAUCAACACUGCACUCCUGUCUGAAGAAGCUGACUCCUUUGUGAACAAGCUGGACCCCAAUAAGGUAUUUAAAAGCAAGAACAAAACUCCAGUGCUCAAGAAGAAACCACCUUCACAGCCACCAGGCUCCCAAAAGAGUCACACGAGCACAACAUCUGCCAAGACAUCCUCAGUAGCUGGGAAUUCUUCAAGGAAGUGAGCCCGCCAGAACUGACCCUGGGUAACAUUUGCAGUAAGUUUUGAUGUUUUCUGCUGCAGAGUCUUAGUGGUUCAGACCAAGUUCCUUGUGCAUGAAUAGAUGUGCCCAUGGAAAACACAUUGCAGCUCUUGCAUGAAAUAUAGCUGUGAUGUGGAUGUAGUUCCUGGAGACUGUUAAAAAAAAAAAAAACUUGAUACAAGUUUCUUCUGCUACUUGCAGCAUGUACUUUUCAGAGGGCAUGAAGAAGCCUUUGAUGUCACUGCUCCAUAAGGAAGCUUUUGUACAGCUGCAGCAGUGAAAUGAAAGCAAAUGUAAUUCACUGUAACUUUAACAGACCCAUGCUGAAGUAGAGGGUGUGAAGAUGUUUCUACCCUGUCCUUUGACAGAAAACUGUCCUGACCUUGCAUGCUGUCGGAGCAAACUGGAACCCACUAAACACAGAAGUAUUUUUCACUCCAGAUAGAAUCAAACUCUGCACAUCCCUGUGUUUCAUCCAACUUCUGCUCUGAAAUUCAUGGUACAACGGGACUCAGGACUUCAUAUCUCUGCAUUAGUCUAGUCACAUGCUCUGCAUCCCAGACCACUUUUUGGCCUUUGUGCUGUAUCUUUUCAGAUAGUGACAUGAUUUAAAUAAUGCUGAAGCAGAAACUGCAAGAUCCUUUAUUGCCUCCCUUUUGUGGGAACUGCUGAGCAGAGAGUCAAUGGUGUUGAGUCUCAUCAGCCAGGAGGACCCCUUGGUUUGCCACACAUUCAUCUGCAAAGCUCACAAUUGAAACAGACACAUUUCAGUUGGGCAGGAUCUCACCAGGGGCCACUGAGAUCCUACUGCCUUAGAAGCCCCUGAUGAUGUUUUUUGUACUGUAAGUUUUCAGGUUAGAGCUGCACUUUAACCCAUUCACUGCUGGUUUUCAGUUACU